UCGACAUCCCCUCCCAACAAACUCGAACUGCACAAAAGCAUAGCAAAAGUUUCCUUUCCAUCAACGUUAUUCUAUGUUUAAUUGUAAAAUUCAAAACUGCAUCAAUUAAUCACAUUAUAAUGUCAUAAAGAAGAUAAAACAGACUUGUACGUAUCCAGAACUACGACUCUCAAGCAAUCUUAGCGUGUCGAUCUCAUACUGUAUUUCUUUAUCCUCCUCCGCGCUUUCUCUCUCCUCUCUCUAACUUCUAGACGCACAGGCGGCACAGUCGCACACGACACGUUUAUUGCAGCAUCUCAAAUCUCAAACUCUUCCAAACCAUAACCUCAUCUCUUUCUUCAUCUUCGUCGACGGCGUACAUCGGAAAUGUCUUACGACUAUCUCUUCAAGUACAUAAUCAUCGGAGACACAGGAGUGGGAAAAUCUUGUCUGCUGUUGCAAUUUACAGACAAGAGGUUUCAACCAGUACAUGAUCUCACAAUAGGAGUCGAAUUCGGUGCUCGCAUGGUCACAAUCGAUGGAAGGCCCAUUAAGCUCCAGAUUUGGGACACUGCCGGUCAAGAAUCCUUCAGGUCCAUCACCAGAUCGUAUUACAGAGGAGCAGCGGGGGCACUUCUAGUUUAUGACAUAACGAGGAGAGAGACAUUUAAUCAUCUAGCAAGCUGGCUCGAAGAUGCUCGGCAGCAUGCAAACCCCAAUAUGACCAUCAUGCUCUUAGGGAACAAGUCCGAUCUUGCACACCGAAGAGCUGUCAGCAAAGAGGAAGGGGAACAAUUUGCAAAGGAAAAUGGGCUUCUAUUUUUGGAGGCAUCUGCAAGAACAGCCCAAAAUGUUGAGGAGGCCUUUAUACAAACGGCUGCAAAGAUACUUCAGAAUAUCAAGGACGGCGUUUUUGAUGUAUCCAACGAGUCAUCCGGCAUCAAGGUAGGAUAUGGACGUACACAAGGUACAGGCGCAGGAGAUGGAACGGUAUCACAGACAAGUGGAUGUUGUAGUUAAUAAGUGGGUGUUGCAGUGAAUUAGAAUAGAUAUCCCAUCCUUUUAUAUUUGGUUGGCCAUCAUCUCAAUGAAUGUAGCUUGAGCUUUGAGAAUGUGCAUAGCAAAAUUGAGUUGGUUAUGAACUAAUUCAAUAAACUAAUUAAACUUAAUUGGAUUGGAGUGGUGAAUGGUCGGUGUUGUUCUUAAGAA
This is a messenger RNA of Cornus florida, 1188 nucleotides long. RefSeq names its product ras-related protein RABB1b. NCBI's taxonomy places the organism in Eukaryota, Viridiplantae, Streptophyta, Magnoliopsida, Cornales, Cornaceae. The record is from RefSeq and is a predicted model, not a curated record. Gene Ontology annotation, molecular function: GTP binding; GTPase activity. The coding region runs from base 367 to 999 and encodes 210 amino acids. The transcript has 6 exons. Gene Ontology annotation, biological process: regulation of endocytosis. Gene Ontology annotation, cellular component: endosome.